Schistosoma spindalis is the source of this 562-nucleotide messenger RNA. The record is from the annotation of a GenBank genome assembly. NCBI's taxonomy places the organism in Eukaryota, Metazoa, Platyhelminthes, Trematoda, Strigeidida, Schistosomatidae.
CAAGACCACACCACGGAGAACUAGAUAGAUCAUAUUCGUAUCAAUAAAAAAAUACGCAAGGAGAAUGGAAGAUAUGAAAACCAGGAGGACAGCUGACAUAGCUCCAGAUCACAACCUGGUUGUAAUCAAGAAGAAACUGAAGCUCACGAAACAUUGCGCAACUGUGGGAACAGCAUCACAACGGUUCAAAACAGCUUUCCAUAGAGAUACCGACAAACACAACGAAUUCAAGAUAACUCAACAACAGGUUCCAAGCCUUACGGGAUCUACUGAAGGAAGAAGAAACUACCAUGGAGGACAACUAAAAAUGAAUCAAAGAAACACUAGCUAUAACGUGUCAGGAUGUUCUGGGCCACAAGAAGCAUCAUCAUAAGGAAUGAAUUUCCAUAGAAACCCUGUACAAGAUUCAAGAAAGAAAAAACAAAAAUAUAUAAAGUAACACCAGCUGAGCACGAGCAGACAAUGUCAAGGCACAAGCUGAGUACACAGAAGCAAACAAGCACGUGAAGAAGAGCAUUCGAGCCGACAAGCAGAAAUACGUGGAAGAACUAGCAACGACAGC